AUGGACAAAAAAAGGAGCAUAGUUAAGAAGCCAGAUAGGGGGAGCUUCCUGCUGGAUCACAACAGUGAAUGCACAUCAAUAAAAAAUGAUUAUUUAAAAUGCUUAAAGGAACACAAUAAUGAUCAUGUUAGUUGCAGAGAAUAUUCCAAAGAAUAUUUUAUUUGCCGAAUGGACAAAAAUCUACUCGAAAAGCAAAGUUUAAACGAUUUGGGCUUUUCUGAAAAUGAAAUAAAUCAUGAGAGCCGCAUAAAACACUUCAAGGAUGUGUACAGUUACAACAUGUAUAAUGAAACAAUGGAGAAUUUUCCAAAGGGAUGGGCGCUUAAAAGGACUGACACCGCAAGUGGUGCAGUUCCCAAAGAGGACAAAUUUACACAAGGGAAGCAGGACAAUAAAGCGGAUAUGAAACUAGCAGUAGGAGACGAUUUCUUGCUUUUAAAUCUUCGUAACGAUAAGGAAGGUGAACAGAAUUUAAAUGGAAAAGUGUUCGAAAUUACGCAAGAAAAAAAAAUUGCAGUAAAACGGAAGGAGGAAGAAGGUUAUUUGGCUGGAAAGGAGUACAUAAAAACUUUGGUGGAAAAAAAAAAGAGGCACCCCCUUUUUUCGUAUAAUAUAUUUAAGAAUAGUAACACAUAA
Plasmodium cynomolgi strain B is the source of this 636-nucleotide messenger RNA. RefSeq lists its product as hypothetical. The record is from RefSeq and is a predicted model, not a curated record. NCBI's taxonomy places the organism in Eukaryota, Apicomplexa, Aconoidasida, Haemosporida, Plasmodiidae. Gene Ontology annotation, biological process: mitochondrial respiratory chain complex IV assembly. Bases 1 to 636 code for a protein of 211 amino acids. Gene Ontology annotation, cellular component: mitochondrial intermembrane space. The transcript has a single exon.